ACGGCGCGCCGCCAUAGCCAGCGACAGGGGGCUGUGGCUUGAAUCGUGUUCGGGCAAUGGAGUGCGGCUUUCGGGGGAUCCCGUUUACUUGCCGUUCCAUUCCUUCUCCUGAAUACGUAUUCCAGGAGCAGAGGCGUAUUCUUUUGCAUGACCCACCUGUCAGCCUCUUGUACUCCGUUCACAGCCCCAGCUCAGAUCCAAGCUCCCACCAAACAAAACCACCGCUCGUCGCAGUGGCCUUCUCCCCCACGCGAGGCCAGAUCCAGCCCCUCGCCGCGGCCGGCCACCGCCAUGGCUCCCACAGUCCCUUCGGCGGCGAAGUCGGCCUCCCCCUCCCAACCUUCCGGGAAGAGCGAGGUGGCGGAUCUGAAGCAGCAGCUGCGGCAGCUGGCCGGGAGCCGCGCGCCCGACGCGGACGACCAGCGCAGGGACGUCUUCAAGCGAGUGAUCUCCUGCAUGACGGCCGGCAUCGACGUGUCGGCCGCGUUUGGGGAGAUGGUGCUCUGCUCUGCCACUUCCGACGUAGUCACCAAGAAGAUGUGCUACCUAUACGUCGGCGCCCACGCGCGCGCUCACCCGGACCUUGCCCUCCUCACCAUCAACUUCCUCCAGCGCGACUGCCGCGACCAGGACCCCACCAUCCGGGGCCUCGCGCUCCGCAGCCUCUGCUCCCUCCGCGUCCCCAACCUGGUCGAGUACCUCGUCACGCCGCUCACCACCGGGCUUAAGGACCCCAGCGCCUACGUCCGAAUGAUCGCUGCUGUUGGUUCUGCGAAGCUAUAUCACAUAUCCGCCACCGCCUGCCUUGAUGCUGACCUCCCUGCUUCGCUCAAGGCGCUCAUGCUCUCCGACCCUGACGCGCAGGUAGUUGCCAAUUGCCUGCAUGCAUUGCAGGAGAUCUGGACCCUAGAAGCUGCCAAUUCAGAGGCAGCAGCAAGGGAGAUUGAGACACUUUAUAGCAAGCCAGUGGUAUUUUACCUGCUAAACAGGAUCAAAGAGUUCAGUGAGUGGGCACAGUGCUUUGUUCUUGAGUUGGCGUCAAAGUUCCUACCCUCUGAUAAUAAUGAAAUAUUUGACAUAAUGAACUUGCUUGAGGAUAGACUUCAGCAUGCAAAUGGAGCUGUUGUUUUGGCAACAAUCAAAGUUUUUCUCCACUUGACAAUGUCGAUGACUGAUGUUCAUCAACAGGUUUAUGAGCGCAUAAAAGCACCUCUGCUAACAUUGGUUGGUGCUGGAAGUCCUGAACAAUCAUACUCUGUGCUAUGUCAUUUGCAUCUUUUGGUGACGCGUGCUCCGAUGUUAUUUUCCUCGGACUACAAAAGUUUCUACUGCCAUUUUAGCGAUCCUUCGUAUGUGAAGAAGUUGAAACUAGAGAUGUUGACUGCUAUAGCGAAUGAAAGCAACACCUAUGAAAUUGUAACUGAACUGUGUGAAUACGCUGGAAAUGUUGAUGUACCAAUUGCAAGGGAGUCUAUCCGUGCAGUGGGAAAAAUUGCACUGCAGCAGUAUGAUGUUAACGCUAUUGUGGAUAGGCUUCUACAAUUUCUUGAAAUGGACAAGGAUUAUGUGACUGCUGAAACUCUUGUCUUGGUGAAAGAUCUUCUAAGAAAAUACCCUCAAUGGAGCCAUGAUUGUAUAGCUGUUGUUGGAAAUAUUAGUAGCAAAAAUAUUCAGGAGCCAAAAGGCAAAGCAGCUCUCAUAUGGAUGUUAGGAGAAUAUUCACAAGACAUGCAUGAUGCUCCGUAUGUUCUUGAAAGUCUUGUUGAAAAUUGGGAUGAAGAGCACUCUCCUGAGGUUCGCUUGCAUCUACUAACUGCAGUGAUGAAAUGUUUCUUUAAGAGACCACCUGAGACGCAAAAGGCACUAGGAGCCACAUUAGCUGCUGGUCUAUCUGACACGCACCAGGAUGUUCAUGACCGAGCGCUUUUCUACUACAGACUUUUGCAAUAUGAUCCUGCUGUAGCAGAACAUGUAGUAAACCCUCCCAAGCAAGCUGUCUCUGUAUUUGCAGAUACACAGAGCAGUGAAAUCAAAGAUCGGAUAUUUGAUGAAUUCAACAGUAUGUCAGUUGUAUAUCAGAAGCCAUCUUACAUGUUCACAGAUAAGGAGCAUCGUGGGCCAUUUGAGUAUUCAGAAGAUCUUACAAACUUGGCUGUUGGAGCAGAGGCUCCAGAAAAUGUUAUUUCUGCACAAAGAUAUCAAGAAAAUGAUAAUGAUCUUUUGCUAAGUACUUCAGAUAAGGAGGACAAUGGUACAGGAGCCAGCAACAACUCUUCCACCUCGACAUACAAUGCUCCUUCCGACUUGAUCAGCCCUUCACUGCUAAGUUCACAAACACCAACUGAAACGGUGCUAAUAAAUGCUGGUGGACCAACAUAUUCCUCACAAUCAAACUUCAGUCUCGAUGACCUACUUGGCCUCGGUAUUUCUGAAACUCCAGCACCCCCACCACCUCCAGCCCUUACCCUCAACUCAAAGCCUGUGUUGGAUCCUGGUACGUUCCAGAGAAAAUGGGGCCGGCUGGCUUUAUCGUCAUCUCAGGAAUGUUCUUUAAGUCCACAAGGAGCGGCAUCAUUAAUGAAUCCCCAAUCACUCAUUCGUCAUAUGCAAAGCAAUUACAUUCAAUGUAUUGCUUCAGGAGGCCAGCCUCCAAACUACAAGUUCUUUUUCUAUGCUCAGAAAGAUGGGGCUACUACUUUCUUCCUCGUAGAAUGUAUCAUCAACACGGCAUCAGCAAAGGCACAACUCAAAAUUAAGGCUGAUGAUGGCGCUGCCGCUGAGGCAUUCUCUACUGUAUUUCAGUCAGUCUUGUCCAAAUUUGGCCUUUCUUGAUCCUGAGCUUUUUCUUUCUUGGUGAUGCACUGGUCCACAGUUUUUUCUGCCUUGUCCCCUGUAUGUCCACAGUAUGCUGCCUUCAGCAGUUUGAGCAAGCUUUUCCAGUUUACAUUGAAUCAAAAUAUUGGAGAAAGAGGAAAUCUGCUCUUCAACGGCUUAACAGUAUUAGCAAAUUCAGUAAGGAGGAGAACGCUGGAGUUUGUCUACUAAAAAACGCUGGUUUUUAGUGGGGGUUAUCUUAUUUGUGUCCUCAGGGCGAAGAAGUUAGCAUUUGUAUGUGAUCCAGAGGAACAACUGGUUUGUUCAGGGUUCUACUGGUUUGAUGGUGUUGGCCUAUUCUGGAGGUGAAUAUCACCUCCUUUUUUCUCAAAGGAUGUAGAAACAACAUAUGCCUUUCCUGUAUGUUAUUUUUACUUGCACAGGCAAUAAAGCUGUUCAUUCGACCA
Phragmites australis (common reed) is the source of this 3281-nucleotide messenger RNA. RefSeq names its product beta-adaptin-like protein A. Gene Ontology annotation, molecular function: clathrin binding. Gene Ontology annotation, cellular component: clathrin adaptor complex; membrane coat. Bases 148 to 2832 code for a protein of 894 amino acids. Lineage: Eukaryota; Viridiplantae; Streptophyta; Magnoliopsida; Poales; Poaceae. The transcript has 11 exons. The record is from RefSeq and is a predicted model, not a curated record. Gene Ontology annotation, biological process: intracellular protein transport; vesicle-mediated transport.